Molecule: messenger RNA, 6598 nt
Organism: Lacerta agilis (Sand lizard)
Lineage: Eukaryota; Metazoa; Chordata; Lepidosauria; Squamata; Lacertidae
Gene: ZNF142
Product: zinc finger protein 142
Exons: 10
Coding region: 304-6342 (2012 amino acids)
Biological process (GO): regulation of gene expression
Cellular component (GO): nucleus
Source: RefSeq, a predicted model, not a curated record
AGUCGGCAUUUCCUGUGCUUAUAUGUGACAGGAGAGCGGACGCGUUUUCCGGCACUCUAUGGUCCCUGAGGGAGCGUUACGUGUCUAUAUUUUUUCCUUCGCUGUCGCGCCAACCCAACCAUUUGCCUCUGGAUUUGCCUGCCUGCCUUGGUUCUGGACUUGCGAGAGAGCAGUAAAGAUGGCCCACGCCUGGUACCGGGAGCCUGGACGGCUGCAGAAGAAGCCCACCAGGAGGAGGAGAGGAAACCAGGUGUGAGCUGUACCCCACUUUAUGUCAUGGUGCAAGACUACAUUGAGGAGUGAAUGACAAUGAGCACAGGAGCAGUUACAAUGGAAUCUGUGGGAGGAGACAAGAUGAACGCACUAUGCCAGGAGCUCUUGCUACCUGGCUCAACGAAUGCAGGAAAUGAGAACAACCAUAGCAUCUCCAGUGAGAACUUAGUGGUGGGACAAAGCUUGCUUUUAACAGAGGCUUCUGUGGUAGGAACAGAAACUGCUGGUGUUGAAAUAUUUGUAGAAACCGUGACUAGCAGCAUGUCCCUCAGCAAUCCUGGCAGCACCACAGAGGUCUUGGUCAAAGUUGUGGAGCUCUAUUUCUGUGAACAGUGUGGGCAGAGCUUCUCUGACCCCGGCCUGCUUUCCCAGCAUCAGUGCAUUGAGCUUCCCAGAGGACAACUUGCAAGCACCCCUCAGCUCCAAGAGCUACCACUGGGCCUUACAAGCCAGAGCCUGGCUGUCUCUGGAGAGCAGUCGGCAGUCCACGAGGCACAAGCUCAGGGCUUGCUGGAUAGAAGCAGGCAGGACCCUGAAUUCUGCUCCGAUCCCCUCUUGUGCCCUGUUUGCCAGGCGGAAUUUGCCUUGCCCACUGAGCUGAAGGAGCAUUUCAGGGACCACCAAAAACCUACGGGUCCCCAAGUCUGCUUUGAGGAAGGCUGUCAUUUCAGCUCGGAGGAUCGCAAGCAACUCCGGGGGCACCUGCGGCAUGUCCACCAGGUGUGCCCAGUUACCUGCACCUACCGUGGCUGCUCGCUCUUGUUCCGAAGCCGAGAGGACAUGGACCUUCACCGCAGGAGCCACUUCCCGUUUCACUGUAGGCGCUGUGACUUCAUCAGCGGCAACACCAAGCAGUUUGGGCAGCACCGACGCAGCCAUCUGCAGGAGGCCACGCAGCAGGAUGUGGAGGCAGCACUGGAGACGGGAGCAUUCGCUGAGAGCACUGAGCACAGCUUCACUGCCAUAGUGGGGAAGCGACUCACCCAUCAUCUGCUUCUAACAUCAGGAAGGGAAGAACCACUGAGCAAGGCUGAGAAUUGCCUGGAAGUUCAGAGUGGUUGGGAUGUGACUGAAAUGGAGCCUGGCCUGGGGGCACAUGUUGGUAGCAGUCAUGUGCCUCCUGAGGACGCAGGACCCAAGGAAGACACAGGGGAUGAAUUUCAGGAGGAGGAGGAGGAGGAGGUGGUUGUGGAGAAGGAGAGCUUUGAGAAGAAAGCAUCUUCUAAAAGAACAAAGGCUCAGCUGAUCAAAGAAGGUGCGGUCGAGGACUCCAAAUACCUGUUCAAGACCCACAUGUGUCCAGAGUGCAAGCGUUGCUUCAAGAAGCGGACUCACCUGGUGGAACACCUUCACCUCCACUUCCCUGACCCCAGGCUGCAGUGCCCAAACUGCCAGAAGUUCUUCACCAGCAAGAGCAAGCUGAAGAUCCACAUGAUGCGUGAGAAUGGGGAGAAGGCCCACCGCUGCCCGCUCUGCCACUACAGCUCCGUAGAGAAGAAUGCCCUCAACAGGCACAUGGCCAGCAUGCACGAGGACAUCUCCAACUUCUACUCAGACGUCUACUCCUGUCCUGUGUGCAAGGAGACAUUCAAGCUCAGCCAUGCCCUCAAAGAGCACCUGAAGACCCACAAGGCAGAGCCCAAGCAGCUGAGCUGCUUCCAGGCCGACUGCAGCUACUGCACUGAGGACCGCAAGGACUUCCUGCGGCACGUCAGGGAGGCGCAUUACAUCAAAGCGGUGGAGUGCAAGUACUACGCCUGCUCCCUGCUCUUCCCCACCGCGGAGGUCAUGGAAGCGCAUCGCAAGACGCACUACGCCUUCCACUGCCAGCAGUGUGACUUCAUCUGCUCCAACAAGCAUGUCUUCCGCAAGCAUAAGAAGCAAGGCCACCCAGGGAGCGAGCAGCUCCAGUGCAGCUUCUGCCCCUUUGCCACAUUCAACUCUGUGGAAUUCCAUGACCACGUGGGCAAGAUGCACGCCAGCGAGAAGAUCCACAAGUGCACCGAGUGCAACUUCGCCACGGCACACAAGAGGGUCCUCAUCCGCCACAUGCUGCUCCACACAGGAGAGAAGCCUCACAAAUGCCAACUGUGCGACUUCACUUGCCGAGACGUGAGCUACCUUUCCAAGCAUAUGCUGACCCACUCUGACGACAAGAACUACAUGUGCACCGAGUGUGGCUAUGUGACAAAGUGGAAGCACUACCUGAAUGUUCACAUGCGGAAGCACACGGGAGAUCUGAGGUAUCAGUGUAACCAGUGUUCCUACCGCUGCCACCGGGCCGACCAGCUGAGCAGCCACAAGCUGCGCCACCAAGGCAAGUCCUUGAUCUGCGAGGUGUGUGGCUUUGCUUGCAAGCGCAAGUAUGAGCUGCAGAAGCACAUGCAGACGAAACACUCCCAGAACUACCAGUCUCCCAUCUUCCAGUGUCAGUACUGCAGCUACCAGACCAAAUACAAGCAAGCCCUGCUCAACCACGAGAACUGCAAGCACACCAAGCAGAGGGAGUUCCGUUGCGCCCUGUGCCCUUACCACACCUUCAGCAAUACCAGCCUUUUCUUCCACAAGCGCAAGGUCCACGGCUAUGUGCCCGGUGACAAGGGCUGGCAGGAGAAUUAUGCCAGCAAGGAGCUGGAGGUCACCUCGACGGAGGUGCUACUCAGUUACAAUCUGGCCAUGACCCUCCAUGCUGAGCCCAGCCCCUCCCUCUCCAGGAGGCAUGACAGAACCAAGGCCCUUGUUUCAGAGGUCCAGGAGGAGGAUGGCCCCCAGGAGACUUUCAUCCUGUCUCUUUUUGGGAGUGAAGGCAAUGCUGAGACCGGGAGAGAAGAAGUAGUGGGAGGGCAAGACCAUAGUAAGGCAGAUGCAGCCCCUUCGGAGGAACUCUCAACCAAAGCCUUUCCUAAGGGUUCAGGGGAAUCGGGCAGUAUUGGGAAGCCCCUUCCGACUUGCACACUGCAUCUGGAGACCCUGUGCAGCUCUGACCCAGAGCAGCUGGCUGAGGAGAUGCCCACAGCAUUGCCAGACAGUGGGGAGGCCCUGAAUUGUAAGGUGGUGGAAUCAGCCUAUGAAGCAUUAGCUUCCAAGGACUCUCUCCUCCUGGAGGACAGCGAAUCUGCUCUCGACGACAUCCCUGAGUUUGAGGAGGAGGCAGAGGUCCAUGAGGACAGAGAGAUGGAGCUGGAGAAAGGUGCUGGGUCAAGGACUGGUGAAGAGAGCAAAAAAGAUGCUCAGCAGGAUCUGGGGGACAGUAAGGGUGAUAGGCGGGACUCUGAACUUCAGCAGGCACCACCCAGCCCUGAGCAGGGAUUGGGGUGCAAAGAACCCAGUAUACAGGAAGCUUGGCCAAAGGGGUCAGAGCAAGAUUCUCUUCGACCUGUUACCAGCCAUGAGACUCUCCUUGCCCCAGAAGAUAUGCGUCCUCCCUCUGAAGAAGGCUCCGAUUCAGAAUCUGUGCUGAAAGCUCUAAGGAGGCAGGACAAGGAGCAAGCGGAAACCCUGGUCCUGGAAGGCAGGGUGCAGAUGUUGGUGGUUCAGUCUGAGAGCCGUGUCUUCAAGUGUGAGAAAUGCUCUUACAUCACCAGGAAGGAGAAGUCCAUGCUGGUGCACUGCAAAGCUGGCUGUCAGGGCAGGAAAUGCCCCUUGGUGUGCCAGGAGUGUGGGGCCAUUUUCAAGCAGCAGAGAGGCCUGAAUACCCACCUCCUCAAGAAGUGUCCGGCUCUUGUGAAGAAGACUGGCGGGAAAGCAGCCUGCUUAGACCAGCCUGCUGCAGUACAGCCCAAUGGCAAGAGCCUGGAAAUAGCGGAGGCUAAGAAGAAUGGGCCAGGAGCACCGGACGAGGAGGUGAGCAAGCUUCAAAAGGCUUCCUGGGAAGCAGAACCGAGGCCUGUGAAUGCUGAGUCUACAGCCGCUGUCCUUCCCAACACACAGCCCUUGGCCAUCAGUUUGCAAGAGAAGCCAUCUCAGGAUGUCCCUGAAACUAUGGUAGAAGAACAGUUGCCAGGAGCUACCGCUGACACAGCUAGCAAUCCCUUGGAGAAAUACUAUGUGGAGCAGAGCAAGUUCCACUGCAAAGCCUGUUCUUUUGCCUGUUCGCGGGCGUCCACCAUCCGCUCCCACGUAGAGGACAGCUGCCGUGGCUCAGAGCAGUUCUGCUGCCCGUUGUGCUCUAAGCCGUUCCGUUCUAAGAGGGCCGUUAAGAUCCACCAGUUGGAGCGACACGUUGAAGCUCAUCCCACCCAGCUGCUGGAAAGGACCAAGCGCACGGUGGACUCGGAGGGUGGAGAUCAGCAAGCAAAUGGACAAAUCAUCUGCAAGGAGAUGGGUCGGGCCCAUGAGCCAGCGGGAGCAAGCUCUCCCCGCCCUGUGGCCGCACACAAGAAGCGACACUUCUCCUGCCCCUCUUGCCCCUUCACAUGCCACCAGGAGCGUGCCCUGAAGACCCACAAGAAGCGGGGCUGCCUGAAGCUGGGCGAGUUCCGCUGCACGCUGUGCCCCUUCACGUCCAAGGCUGCGGCAGCGCUCCGACUCCACCGCAAACUCCACCGCAAGUACUACAGCAGCCGGCCGCAGCUGGCCUGCCGCCAGUGCAACUUCACCUGCAAGCAGGUGCGCUGCCUGCGCCAGCACGUGCGCAUCAAGCACGAGGGCGAGAAGCCCCACAAGUGCCCUUAUUGUGAGUUCAGCACCACCCGGCGCUACCGGCUGGAUGCCCACCAAUCCUUGCACACGGGCGUGGGCCGCAUCGCCUGCCCCACCUGCGGCCAGACUUUCGGCACCAACUCCAAGCUGCGCAUCCACCGCCUGCGGGUCCACGAGAAGAAGCCCACCCACUUCUGCCCGCUCUGCGACUACAGUGGCUACAUCCAGAACGACAUCACCCGCCACGUCAACAGCUGCCACCAGGGGGAGCUGAACUUUGCCUGCGCCCACUGCCAAGCCCGCUUCAGCUCGGAGACGGCCCUCAAGCAGCAUGCCCUGCGCCAGCACGAGGAGAAGGUCUCCUACGCCUGCCCUCGCUGCGCCUUCGUCUGCCACAGCGAGGCCACCCUCAAGUGCCACAUUCAGAAGCAGCACCCGCACCUGGAGUGUGCCACCUGCAAGGCCACGCUGGCCACCCGCGAGGAGCUGGAAGAGCACAAGAAGCUGCACUUCAGCCACCGCUGUGACAUCUGCAGCUACGCGGCCAAGGAGCGGCAGCAGCUGGUGAGCCACUACCUGGAGGCCCAUGAGCCCCCCGCGGCCAGCGAGAGGCCGCUCAGGUGCUCCUUCUGUGACUUCGGCUGCUUCCACCAGCUGGUUCUGGACCACCACGUGAAGGGCCACGGUGGCACCCGCAUCUACAAGUGCUCCGACUGCGAGUACGCCACCAAGAACAAGCAGAAAAUCACAUGGCACAUCCGCAUCCACACCGGGGAGAAGCCUUACAAGUGCCACCUGUGCCAGUACGCCUGCGCUGAUCCUUCGCGCCUCAAGUAUCACAUGCGCAUACACAAGGAGGAGAGGAAGUACCUUUGCCCGGAAUGCGGCUACAAGUGCAAGUGGGUGAAUCAACUGAAGUACCACAUGACAAAGCAUACAGGGAUCAAGCCAUAUCAGUGUGACGAGUGCGAGUACUGCACCAACCGUGCCGAUGCCCUGCGCAUCCACAAGGAGACGCGCCACCGCGAGGCCCGCUCUUUCAUCUGUGAGCAGUGCGGGAAGGCCUUUAAGACUCGCUUCCUCCUCAAGACGCACCUGAAGAAGCACAGCGAGGAAAAGCCAUACGUCUGCAAUGUCUGCUACCGGGGUUUCCGGUGGGCAGCCGGCUUGCGGCAUCACUAUCUCACGCACACCAACGAGCACCCUUUCUUCUGCCGCUACUGCAGCUACAAAGCCAAGCAGAAGUUCCAAGUGAUCAAGCAUCUGCAGAGGCACCACCCAGAGCAAGGCGGGACAGAGGGGGAUCUCAGCAAAGGGGUGGGCAAGGACCCUAGUACACUUCCUGUCCACCUGCAUGACGCUCAGCUGGAGAUUCCCCCCUCCAAGCAUCCAGAGGUGAUCGAGGCCCAGGUGUCACCGCAUGGCUAAGUCAAAUCUGGGGGGAAAUGGACUUUGCACAUUGAGACGACACUUUGCUGUGGUUUCCAUGAACUGGAAGUGGGUGGAAGCCCUCGGCCUGGAAGCACACGAUGUGCCCAUCCAAGCUGUUUCAAGCCCGCUAGGGCAAACACUGGCCUCUCUAGGGCAGGCGUAUGCCAUUGUGUAUGUUUUAUAGUCAUAUCUGUACAUGGGAUGUAAAAUAUGUGACUGUAUAAAAGGGAUCUCCAGCUUUCUUUGCAAUUUU